AUGUCAUUUACACGUCAGAAUGUUGAGUUUAGUGCUAAUGAUGGUGUAAUAUUGAGAGGUUGGCUUUAUCAACCUGUUCAAAAUAAUACUCACCAACAAAUUUAUCCUGCAAUCAUUAUGACACAUGGUUAUUCAGCUGUUAAAGAGCUAUAUUUAGAUUUGUAUGCUGAAUUAUUUACAAAAUCAAAUUUUGUUGUGCUGGUUUAUGAUCAUCGAAAUUUUGGUGAAAGUGAUGGUGAUCCACGACAAGAAAUUGAUCCAUGGAAACAAAUUGAAGAUUAUAGUUCGGCAAUUGAUUAUUUACAAUCAUUGACAACACUUGUUGAUUCACUACGUAUCGGUAUAUGGGGAACAAGUUAUAGUGGUGGACAUGUACUCGUUGUCAGUGCAAAAGAUAAACGUGUCAAAUGUGUUGUUUCACAAGUACCAACAAUUAGUGGAAAACGAAAUAUUAGAAGACGAGUGAAAGAUGAAGAUCAAUGGCAAAAAUUAGUAAAGGAUUUUGAAAAAGAGAAUGAAAAUAGAACAACUGAUCAUAAACCAAAAGUGGUGCCCAUUAUCAAACCAGAAGAACAACAAGAUUGGUGGUAUUUUUUUAAUGUGGAUCAGGUACCGGAUAAAGAUAAGUGGCGUUGCCGAAACUGGUUAAAUGAACAAACAUUACGGAGUAUCGAAUUGUAUAGUGGAUAUGAACCAGAAGAAUAUAUUGAAAAAAUUUCACCAUGUCCAUUGCAGAUGAUUGUUGGAGAUAAAGAUACGGUAACAUUUACAGAUGAUCAGAUUGAAGUAUUUCAAAAUAAAGCGCGUGAACCUAAAAAAUUGGUCAUGUUCAAUGGUGGACAUUUUUCACCCUAUGUUGAACAAUUUGACAUUGCAGCGAACGCAGCAAAUGAGUGGUUUAUCAAGUAUUUACAAAAUUAA
This is a messenger RNA of Didymodactylos carnosus, 921 nucleotides long. The record is from the annotation of a GenBank genome assembly. Lineage: Eukaryota; Metazoa; Rotifera; Eurotatoria; Philodinida; Philodinidae.